CCGACCAUGCGGCGUUACCACGACCUAUAAUACGUAACUGAACUGCUGGCAGCAUUUGCGGAAUACAGCCUAUAUAAGUAGAACUCAUCAUUUUAUCCGAUCUCUUCUCUCAUUUUGACAAGUAUGCAUACUUAUUAUCAACAACGCCCGUAAGUUGAAAGAAAACAAAAUAUUAGAAGUGUAUCUAGAUAGUGUGAACAAGUGGGUAAUCAUCAGGGUACAUUACGACCGUGAUGAGGGUUCAGCCAAAAACGGCGUACGUCGUCAUCAUCACGAGGAGUAUGGACUAGUGGAGAUAAAAAGAGGAAGAGUUUCGGCUGGACAAUAAUCAUAGCACAGCUGUUCCACGUCAACUUGGUCCAGGACUACAAUGAUUUCGCUUGCCCACAAUGCUCCAGUUCUUUAAAAAAGCUACUGGACACAGAGAUAGGCCUAAAUCUUUACACAGUUCACCUGCAAAGUCCCAAAGUCCAAGGGAGUCGAUUGGAGAUGGAUUUGUGGGUGUUUCCCUGGUAUCAAUACCAGCCUCAAUAUGCAGCUUCGAGGAGGAAGAGGAAGAUGAUCUGUUUGAAAAUGAGAAGAACCAGGUUCAGUCAUUUUGUUCACGCCUUUCCAAAACAUUACCAGAAAUUCUGUCGGACAAAAGUGCCCUUGGCUAUUUCAUCCAGUUCAUGGAUUCUAAAAAAGAGAUGGCACUGAUUAAGUUUUGGCUGGAAAUGGAAUGUCUUUGUGGUGCUUAUAAUAAUCAGGGCUAUCUUAAAAAUAGUAAUGAUAUUUGCAAAGGUUCAAGAGAACUUCAAAGUUUUACAAGUGAUUCGGAUGACGUUGAUCAAUGUGCUUGCAGUAUAAUCUCUAAUAGUGUCAGUGAUUCUGAACUUGAUGUCUUAUCAUUAGAUAGUAGUGUAAAUAAUAAUGAUCAAAGUUUGCAGAGUUUUAUAAAUAAAGUUGAAUCCAAUUGCAACUACCCAAAGAUUAGUCCAAUAGUAAAUAAUGAUGACAAAAAAAAUUGUAUAUGUAAAGGAUCAUCGUUGUACCAAGAUGCACUACGAAUUUACAAGAAAUACCUAAUUAAAGAUGAAUUCGGACCAAAUCGGAUCUCUGGAAAAUUAAAGGAAAAUAUUGAGAAAGCAAUUGAGAAUGGGAAUACGGAACUGCUAGUGAAUCUUUUAUCAGAUGUUCAGAAUAUUGUAUAUACAAUUUUAGAAAACGAGUAUAUCAAUGAUUUUUUAAGAAGUGAUUUUCAUUGUAAGCAUCAAAUUGAUGUUUUGACCAGUGGAGAUGUACAGUUAUCAGAUGUUUUGUAUAAUGAAACAGCCUUCUUUUAUUUUAUGGAGUUUAUGGAAAUAGAAAAUAAAAGAGAACUAUUGGAUUUUUGGAUGGCUGCAGCAAAUUACAAACAAACUUUGAUAGAGAAAGGAGACUCAGCUGACCCUGAUGAAGCUCAAACAGAUGCUCUUAUAAUUUACGACAAGUAUUUUAGUUUACAGGCGACUAUGCCAUUAGGUUUCUCAGACAAAAUUCGAUUCCAAGUCGAACAGAAUAUUUGUAGAGAGGAUGGCAAAGGUCCUCAACCAGACUGUUUUAAUAGACCAUGUCACAUUGUUUAUAACUAUCUAAAUAAGCACUAUCUUCCUACUUUUUUACAAUCACAGUUAUAUUAUAAGUAUUUGUCCGAGUUGAUUAACAGUGUUCAAAGUAGCCAAUACCCAAAUUUUCAUCCUUCAAUAGGAAGAGCAGAAUCUGAUUGCAGUAGUGAAAUAAGUUCGGUAAGUGGUGCUAUAGUUUGCGCACCACAUAGUAGCAAUGCAGAGAAAAAGAAAUUAAAGUAUCCUUCAUCUGUCUCUGGUGGUAUGAGCAUUGAUACAAAACAACUUUAUGAUCCUGAUUCUUUGUGGAAACGAAAUAAAUCUAGUUUAAGUGUCGGUUAUGUUGAUAAUUUAGGCCGAUUUUUUACUGAAAUUGAUCCUGAUCCGUGGCGUAAAAAUGAAAAAGAAUCUCGUUUAUCUAGAGCUGUGAAGAAACUUGUUCAUAUAGAGCAAGAUGAGGUAAAAGAAGAAUCUGCGUGGAAAAUAGCGGAAAUGAUUGUGCGUGACGUCACAUCCUUGACUCUCGGAAAUUCUAACCGUCCACCCUGAUGAAAUUCCCUGUAUAGUUGUUUUAAGCAUCGUUUAUUUUGUAUUUAACAAAUCAUUCAACUUGUGCUUCUAACGCUUUUUAAAAUUUUUAAUUACUCAAACACGGUACAAAAAUUAUUUGUUUGUACUUUAACAUUAUUUACAAAUUUUUAGCACAAAUUGAUUGCCAAAUCAAAAUUAGCAUAUCCAAUUUUGAUACUUUCUGUGAUUAUUAAAUUUUAACAACGUUUUCAAGUGCUUGAAAUUGUGUGAGAACAAAAAAAAGUGUUUUAUCAAGUUACGAAUUUUUCCAUUGUAAUGAGAUUUUUUACAAAGUAUUUUUUUAAUAUAAACAUCGGUAUUGAUCUGUAAGUUUUAUUUCUUGUUUAAUUUUAUAUAUUUUUCUACUGAAAUAGAGCAUGAAACAUGGCUUAGAUUACUAUUUUAUUGUGAUAUACAUAUAUCAUCGAACAAUGGAGAUAGAGUCGUUUGAUAAAGUUUAGUAACUAAGCCUUUUAAGAAUUUUAGCGUAUUAUUAAUAGCGUUUCACCAUUUUUGUUUAGUAAGAGUUGUUGACUGUUUCAUUAGGAAACUUAUUCAUCCUGUCGAUCUGAGGAUAAAAAAACAUAAACUUCAAGUAAAAUACUAUAGAAGAAAUUGUAUUUGCAUACAAGAAAAAAAAAAUCCAUGACUAUCUAUUUUUUUAAUAAUAUAUUUUUACGAGGUGCUAAAUAAA
This is a messenger RNA of Copidosoma floridanum, 2850 nucleotides long. It is a transcript of the gene pkaap, whose product is annotated as A-kinase anchoring protein pkaap. The record is from RefSeq and is a predicted model, not a curated record. Lineage: Eukaryota; Metazoa; Arthropoda; Insecta; Hymenoptera; Encyrtidae. Gene Ontology annotation, cellular component: plasma membrane; mitochondrion. Gene Ontology annotation, biological process: intracellular protein localization.